Messenger RNA from Durio zibethinus, 2073 nucleotides. RefSeq lists its product as uncharacterized. Gene Ontology annotation, biological process: regulation of DNA-templated transcription. The record is from RefSeq and is a predicted model, not a curated record. Gene Ontology annotation, molecular function: RNA polymerase II cis-regulatory region sequence-specific DNA binding; DNA-binding transcription factor activity, RNA polymerase II-specific. Lineage: Eukaryota; Viridiplantae; Streptophyta; Magnoliopsida; Malvales; Malvaceae. Gene Ontology annotation, cellular component: nucleus.
GAAAGAGACAAACAGAUUCUGGUGCUGUUCCAAAGCCCGAUGAGAAAAAGAAAGCGAGGCACGGCCAACAUCAGUACCAACACAUCCAAAACCAAAGAGAGACACACUCACCCACCCACCCACACGAGCGGUUCUCGAGUUGCAUGCAAAGCCCCAGACUUUCAUUUUUUAUUUUUUUUACUUCUUUAAUAAAUAAAUAAAUAAAUUGGUCUCCUACUCAGUCCUCGUUCUGACAUGGGCGCCUAAGACCCUGCCCUGACCUCAUUUAUCUUUGCUUUUUUAAAUGCAAGAACAAGAGAGCAAGAAUCGUGUGGGUUCUUCUCUUCUUUUUGUUUUUAUUUUUGCUAAUGCUAACUUUGCUUUUUCCAAGCAGUGAAAAUAACUAAAAUCCCUUGCCAUUUUAAACCUUGUUUUCCUUUGAUUCUUCUCUACCCCACACAUUUGAUUAACAAGAGACUAACUCUCUCAAUUCUCAACUCUCUCUCUUCCUCCUAUUUCCUUUUCUUUCCUCUCCUUUCCCUCUACCCAAACAUUCUUCUCAAAUGGCUGACAGAGAUACCUAGCUUCUUUCUUCUUUGAUCAUCUGUUCCUUUCUUCUUAGUCCUCUUAACAGUUUUUUUUCUUGGUUUUCUUUUCUGGGUUUAUCCUGGUUUUUGAUAACAAUGAGUUUACAAAUUCUAACUAACGAUUUUAAAUGCUAUAAUGGGGUGGUUCAAGAGAUGAACUUUUUAGCUCCUCCUGCUAUUUUUUCUCAUCCAAUAGAGAGAGAUACAAAAAACUCUCGAAUGGGGUUUCAGAUUUCAAGCUCUUUAAUGGAACAAAGCAAUAAAUGUUUGAGCUUUGAGCCGCCAGAAAGCAGGGGAAGUAAGGGAGUUGCUGCUUGUGAUGGAAAAGUUGGGUUUUUGGGUGUUGAAAAAAGUGGACUGUCUUUGAAUUUAAGUGGUGAAGAUGAAAGUAAUAAGAACUCUGGUGCUCUUGGUGGGACCAAAAUUGGACACACUAAGCUUUGUGCUAGAGGUCAUUGGAGACCAGCUGAAGAUUCUAAGCUGAAGGAGCUUGUAGCUCAAUAUGGGCCUCAAAAUUGGAAUUUGAUAGCUGAACAUCUCGAAGGAAGAUCAGGGAAGAGUUGUAGAUUAAGAUGGUUUAACCAGCUAGAUCCAAGUAUUAACAAGAAAGCUUUUACUGAGGAAGAAGAGGAGAGGCUCUUAGCUGCACAUAGGCUGUACGGUAACAAAUGGGCAAUGAUUGCUAGACUGUUUCCUGGCAGGACUGAUAACGCAGUAAAGAACCACUGGCAUGUGAUCAUGGCUAGGAAACAUAGAGAGCAAUCAAGCAUUUAUAGAAGGAGAAAGCCUUCAUCUUCUUCUGCCUCUCAGGCCCUCCCUAAAGGAUUGGAUGAGACUAUUCAAAACAAUGCUUGCAGUGAUCAAUCAAUCAUUUCUAGCAACAUAGAUGAAUCUGCCUCUACUUGCACUGAUCUAUCCCUCACUCCCUCAUCAGCUAAAGUGCCCGCUGGAGUUUGCACCUUUUUUAGUCCAGUUCACCAAAUGGGUUCAUCAGGUCAAAAAGUUGUGACCAGAGGAAAUGGGGAUUUUGACAAGUUUUAUGGCACCGGUAAUGUAUUUUACCAACAAGGACCAAUGGGAGUGGUUAUGGGUGUGGACCAAUCUACUCACUCAUCAGAUUCAAACUCAGAAGUUUCACCAGCUGAGUCAGUGGGCACAAAUAGGACCAACCACUCCAUGUCUGGGGAAAGUGGAAAUGGAAAUGAGAAGAUCAACCUGCCCUUCAUUGAUUUCCUUGGAGUAGGAGCUUCUUAAAGACUAUUGGGUUGCUCUUUUUUUUUGGUUAAAACUAAAGAGAUCCAGCUGAAAACAUAAGAAAAAAGAGCAAAACUUUUGUUGGGUCCAAUGGGCAAAAAUUUUGAGCUUCUGCAGUUGGUCAUAUCAUCUCUGUAGUUUUGUAUAUACAGUUUAGUUCCAUAUAUGGAACCAAAAGAGAACUAUAGUUUAAAAAAAUAGAGAAAGAGAGUUCUAAGCUGUUAUGAGUUUAACAAUAUAAUAAAGAAAUUUU